Molecule: messenger RNA, 2304 nt
Organism: Phacochoerus africanus (Common warthog)
Lineage: Eukaryota; Metazoa; Chordata; Mammalia; Artiodactyla; Suidae
Gene: ZNF331
Product: zinc finger protein 331
Exons: 4
Coding region: 344-1813 (489 amino acids)
Biological process (GO): regulation of transcription by RNA polymerase II
Molecular function (GO): DNA-binding transcription factor activity, RNA polymerase II-specific; RNA polymerase II cis-regulatory region sequence-specific DNA binding
Source: RefSeq, a predicted model, not a curated record
UAGUAGCAUCCCAGGAGGACACCAGCACGGAACGCGGCGGGCGACUGCGGUGAGAGGCGGUGAGAGAGAGGCGGAGAGGCCCGAAACAGAGCCUCGGCCUCUGGCUCCCAGGAGCGGCUGCGGAGGAAGUGCGAGUGUGUGUGUGUGUAUGUGUGUGUGUGUGCGCGCGCGCGGAUCGGGCUCAGCCGUGUGCAUAGAGCGAGACGCGCGCGUGAGCGUCGCCGAGGGAGACAGGCCGGGUACCUGUACUGGUGACGCACUUGCGCAUCUGGCUUCUCUGGACUUUGUGCCUACAGUAAAGGAAACCCCAAGAGUACUGUUCGGUUCUUGAAUUCUGAAAACCAUGGCCGACGGUUUGGUGACAUUCUCAGAUGUGGCCAUAGACUUCUCCCAGGAGGAGUGGGCAUGUCUGGACUCUACGCAGAGGGACCUGUACUGGGACGUGAUGUUGGAGAACUACAGUAACUUGGUCUCACUAGAGUUGGAAUCACCAUAUGAGACCAAGACUUUACCUAGACAAAAGGGCAUUUAUGAGAUGAAUUUUUCCAAACGGAACUCAGGUGGAAAAAGUAAAUCCCUUGGCCUUAACUGGAUGUGUGAAGGUGAGUUUGAAGGACCACCGACCCCUCAAGAGGGAUAUGUCAAUCAAAUGAUAAUCAACUGUGGGAAAACACCCACUUAUAGAGAAAAUACCACUGUCCGAACCCAUCAGAGACCUCAUAAUAGGGAAAACUCCUAUGAAUGUAAAGAAUGUGGAAAGGCCUUUAGUCGUGGCUAUCAACUUACUCAACAUCAGAAAAUUCACACAGGUGAGAAACCCUAUGAAUGUAAAGAAUGUAAAAAGGCUUUCCGUUGGGGUAAUCAACUUACUCAGCACCAGAAAAUUCACACCGGUGAGAAACCUUAUGAAUGUAAGGACUGCGGGAAGGCCUUUCGAUGGGGUUCAAGCCUUGUUAUUCAUAAGAGAAUUCAUACAGGUGAAAAGCCCUAUGAGUGUAAAGACUGUGGGAAGGCCUUCAGACGUGGCGAUGAACUCACUCAGCAUCAGAGAUUUCACACUGGUGAGAAGGACUAUGAAUGCAAAGAUUGCGGCAAGACCUUUAGCCGAGUAUAUAAACUAAUUCAGCAUAAGAGAAUUCACAGUGGUGAGAAGCCCUAUGAAUGUAAAGACUGUGGGAAGGCAUUUAUCUGUGGUUCAAGCCUCGUUCAACAUAAGAGAAUUCACACCGGUGAGAAGCCCUAUGAAUGCCAAGAAUGUGGGAAGGCCUUUACUCGUGUCAAUUAUCUCACUCAGCAUCAGAAAAUUCACACUGGUGAAAAACCGCAUGAAUGCAAGGAAUGUGGGAAGGCCUUUCGUUGGGGUUCAAGUCUCGUGAAACACGAGAGAAUUCAUACAGGUGAGAAGCCAUAUAAAUGUACCGAAUGUGGGAAGGCCUUUAACUGUGGCUAUCACCUUACUCAGCAUGAGAGAAUUCACACUGGUGAAACGCCUUACAAGUGUAAGGAAUGUGGAAAGGCCUUUAUUUAUGGGUCAAGCCUUGUCAAACAUGAGCGAAUUCAUACAGGGGAGAAACCCUAUGAGUGUAAAGAAUGUGGGAAAGCCUUCAGUCAUGGCCAUCAACUUACACAGCAUCAGAAAAUUCAUGCUGGUGAGAAACCCUCUGAGUGUAAGGAAUAUGGAAAGGCAUGUACCCAUGUAAGCCAUCUUCAAGAACAGAGAAUCCAUAUGGUUGGAAAACCUUUUGUGUACAAAGAAUGUAUAGAGGCCCCUGUUCAACAUUCAUUUCUUCCACAACAUGAGGAAAAUUCGUGAUAAAAUUUAACAUAAGAAAGCCUUUAUGGGUCAAAAUAUAGAAUAAUGAAUAUCAAAAGUCAUGUUAGAGGUGAAUUUGGAAAAUGGAAAAAAUCACUUUUUCUUAUUGACCACAAACUACUCAGUGUAGGUGAUUUUUUUUACUGGAUAGGUCAGUUUCAUGAAUGCAUAGAAACUUACCAAUACCAUUUCAUCUCUGUCGUACUUCAGAUUUAUUCUAGGGUACAACUCUGCUUACAGAACAUAUGAGGGAGAGCCAUUCAUCAUGGUAUGUACCCAACCUGUUAUCAUCACCAUCCCACCUCCUUACUCCCUGUAAGACACUGGGGAAAUUAGCUAUGACCCCAUGUGCAUUAUUUGUGAAAUGGGAUGAUCACACCUACCUAAUACUGCUGUUGUGGUGAUUAAAUGAGUUUGGUUCAUGUAAACUUCUUGGACGUGUAUCUGGAAUAUUGUGUAAGCUCAAUAAAUGUUAGCUGUUGUUCCUGUUA